UACGAGAAUGACAACCCACACCGACCCAGCCCGGGUCGCCAGCAUCCUCUCCUAUCCCAAUAUGACAGCUCACUGAUCUCCUGCAAAACAAUCCAAAGACUCUGGGCCGGUUACGGGCAGAUAUGCUCCGUGACCGCGCGAGCGGGCAGUGGAGAGGCAGCAACGCAUUUACACGAAGUGUGCUACGGCUCGAAUUCGAAUUCAGAUUCAAAGCGAAAUGGACCCGCGAAAGCAAAAGCAGGAGACACAUUCCAAUUAAUUCUCAAACUUAUCUCGCCGCCGAAAAACUCUAGCUCUAGCACUGCAGGACAACCCGACGAAGGCCAUCUGCGCAAAAUGUUCAGUUACGAAGUCGAGCAGUACUUUUAUCGCCAUAUCGUCCCUAGUCUGGAUGGGUUAGGCGUUGCGAAGUGUCUUGUCUCGACGUCGGGCUCGGAGCCUAAGCCUGAUCAACUCACUGGCUGUAUGGCGAUUCUCAUGGCUGAUUUACGGAGCACGUACCCCGUUUCCGGGGAGAAGAGGAGCGUUCUUUCUUCGGCUCAGGAGUAUGCUCGACGAGCCAAGGCAGUGGGGAAAGACGAAGACGAUAGCGAAAGCGAAAAUAAAAAUGAAAUUGCCAGUGGGAAUGUAUGGCUCAAUGGUGGAUACACUUAUCUUGCAACAAGGCGGAAGGAAUAUGCUUCCCUGGUCGAGGACGAUUCUUCCGAAUGGUCGAGGGCAUUCUGUGAACCUUUUUCCACAUCGUUAGGCUCAGUCUCAGGCUCAUCAUCGACGGCCGAGUUGGCAGCUUUGUGUUUAACACCCCAAGGCCGGGCAAUGGAAUCCCUUAUCCACGGCGACGUGAAGUCCGAGAAUCUUUUUACAUCGGAAUCUGGUGACGAUGUUGCCUUUUUCGAUUUCCAGUAUGUGGGUCUUGGGCUGGGUGUUUGCGAUCUUGCGAAGUUGUUUACUUGUUCGGUGCCGGUGGAUAUGCUUUUGGAUGGAGGAAACCCAGAGUCACGGUCACGGUCAGGGUACUAUCAAGAUCUGCCUGAUUCUUUGGCUAUGUGUGCUGGGGAGAAGAUCUUGCUCGAGCGAUAUCGUGCGUCGUUGUUGCGGGGAAAAGAGCAAAACUCGGAGUUUUACGAUUGGGAUUUGUUUGUGCGGCAUUGGGAGACUGCUUUGGUGGACUGGUGUCGAUUCCAGGCGUCUUGGGGAUUUUGGGGAAAUACGGAGUGGCUUGAGGCGCGGGUUAGGUUUAUUCUGGACGAUGAGGGGUGGAGGUGUUGGUUGGAGAAUGAUAUUAAGAACUUGAAGGUUCAGGUUUAG
Molecule: messenger RNA, 1308 nt
Organism: Penicillium waksmanii
Lineage: Eukaryota; Fungi; Ascomycota; Eurotiomycetes; Eurotiales; Aspergillaceae
Exons: 2
Source: RefSeq, a predicted model, not a curated record